Messenger RNA from Ornithodoros turicata, 2108 nucleotides. It is a transcript of the gene Dph1, whose product is annotated as 2-(3-amino-3-carboxypropyl)histidine synthase subunit 1-like. The transcript has 3 exons. Gene Ontology annotation, molecular function: 2-(3-amino-3-carboxypropyl)histidine synthase activity. The record is from RefSeq and is a predicted model, not a curated record. Gene Ontology annotation, biological process: protein histidyl modification to diphthamide. Lineage: Eukaryota; Metazoa; Arthropoda; Arachnida; Ixodida; Argasidae. The coding region runs from base 28 to 1284 and encodes 418 amino acids.
GCUAGAAUCUAGCAACAAACACUCAAAAUGGCCGCCUCCGUGGCGCAAGAGCAAGCCGUAACCGUCGUCGCAAAUAAGCAGCGAAAAGUAUUUACCGGUGCAUCCGGGCGUCAAAAUAUCCGACUAGCACCUCAUGUGCCAACGGAAAUCACAGAAAACCCGGAAAUUAUUGAGGCAUUGCGAUGUCUUCCCGCAAACUAUAACUUCGAAGUGCCAAAGACCAUAUGGCGCAUCAGGCAGCUCAAUGCGAAGCGCGUCGCUCUGCAGUUUCCUGAAGGAUUGCUCAUUUUCGCCUUUGCUAUAGCCGAUAUCUUGGAAAACUUUACAGGCUGCGAUGUUGUCAUUCUAGGUGACGUCACAUAUGGUGCAUGCUGCAUCGAUGACUUCAGCGCAAGAGCGCUCGGCUGUGACCUCAUGGUGCACUAUGGUCAUAGCUGUCUCAUACCGGUGGACCAGAUGGAUGGCCUCAAAAUGCUUUACAUAUUUGUCGACAUUAGGAUGGACAUUCUACAUCUUAUUGAAACUGUGAAGCACAACUGGACACCUGUCACAUCUUUGGCAUUUGUCAGCACAAUUCAGUUUGUGUCCACAAUUCAGGCUUUGGUAUCGGAAUUGAAAGCAGAAGGCUACACUGUCAGUGCACCUCAGAUACGGCCCCUAUCGCCUGGAGAAAUCUUGGGGUGCACAUCUCCCAAGUUGACUGGGGUGGACGCUGUCAUCUACGUUGGGGAUGGACGAUUCCACCUGGAAUCAAUUAUGAUUGCCAAUCCAGAGGUUAAAGCCUACAGGUACAACCCUUACGACAAGACCAUCACCCAAGAAUUCUACGACCAUGACAAAAUGGCUGCCGUGCGAUGCAAGGCCAUCCAAAAGGCGUCUACAGCUGGAACCUUCGGUGUUAUCCUCGGAACCCUAGGCCGCCAGGGUAAUCCACUCAUUAUGCGUCGUCUGCGACAACAAGUCACGGAGAAGCUGAACAAGAACGUUGUCUGUGUGCUCCUUUCGGAAGUGUUUCCUAGCAAGCUGGAUCUGUUCGCCGACAUAGAUGCCUGGGUUCAAACGUCGUGUCCAAGAUUAUCUAUCGACUGGGGACUCGCAUUUUCCAAGCCAGUGCUGACACCAUACGAAGCGAGUGUCGUCGUAGGUGAUGUGUCGUGGCAAGAAAGGUAUCCGAUGGAUUUCUACGCAAGAGACAGUUUGGGCCCAUGGACUCCCAAUCACAAACCAGCUUUGCCUGCUAGGACGAUAAAGAAGGACUGUGAAGGGGGUGAUUGCAAGAAGUGACUUCGUGUGCACAAUCUGUGGAUAAGUCCCACGGUGGCCUUGUGAACUCAGGUACUAGGCUGGCACUGUCGCAGCCUGCUGAUGCUGAUGCAGUGUGCUGAUGAACAUGCUUCAUUGGUGCUGUUUCAACCCGUUGAUCAUAUCAGUGUUUUCAAAGAUUUUUUUUCGGUGGUCAAUCUUGAAGCAUCAUAGUCACUUAAUUGACAAGACCCUGUCGUCAACAGGCGUUAUUAAUUUUAUCAGCGGAACAGUGAACAUGAGUUCAAAGUUAGUGAUGCACCCCUGUCAGUCCUAAUUUGAGUGCCUAGAUAUUGCACAUUUGCAGUGUCUGCUAGCUCACAAGCUGUCAGCGUGAACACUCAGAAGCAUAGCAGACUAAAGCCUUAGUGCAGUAGUGAUACGUACUGGUGUAAAGGCAUGAAGAAAAAGCAUUAUGUAUGGAACAUAUGACCACGUUUUACCAAUCAUUGAGCAGAAUUUUUUGUAUAACAUUCGUACCUUUUACAAAAAUUACAAAAACAAAGGCGAACAUUUGUUUCUCCAAGUUUCUUACCUUAGAUGUGUUAUACAUACUUAAUUAUUGCUAUAAAUGAUAUGGCACAAUGUCGUGUCUGCAAAGGAACAUUUGCAAACAUUUUUCUGUGGUGGCAACCACUAUUUGCCUAUUUGCCUGCACUAUACCCAUGUUGUUACAUUUACCUGUGUCGAGACACCAGCUCCCUCUGGCCAGCAAACAAAACUUAUGCAAAAAAAAAAUCAUGCAGGGUUUGACAUGAACAUAUACAAAUAGAUUAAAUGAAUGGCAUGCUGUCCUUCUACAUGUA